Drosophila bipectinata is the source of this 544-nucleotide messenger RNA. RefSeq names its product Seminal fluid protein 26Ac (gene Sfp26Ac). The record is from RefSeq and is a predicted model, not a curated record. Lineage: Eukaryota; Metazoa; Arthropoda; Insecta; Diptera; Drosophilidae.
CUAGUUUAUGUUCAACCUUUCUGGAACUCAUCACAAUGAAAAUAUAUUUGUUAAGCAUUUUUGGACUGCUAAUUUUUGGGAUCAGUGGAUUGGAAGAUAGUUGCAGGAAGUGUUCCUGGAAGACUAAUAUUCACUGCGGAUUCGCAUCUGAUGACAGCUGUGUCUUCAUGGCUCUGAACAGAUGCCUCGUGGUACGAGCAUCAUGCCUUCGACAAAUGAACUCCUUAAAACCCUUUAGCAAAAUUGUCAAAGGAAAAUGUCCCAAGGACAAGCCAAAAUGCCCAAAAACCAAUGUAUUGUAUAAAAAGGAUCAUAUCAAAACGGAAGCGUAAUAUCCAUUUAAUAAAUUUUGUGUUAUCUUAUGCGAAUCACAAAAAAAAUAUAUACAUUUGAAGAAAAAAUAUUGAGACAAAUGGAGUGCAAACAUGUUGUGAAGGCCAAAGAAUCCUUCUGCGGGAUACUUUGAACAGUUUCCGCUUGACUUGGCCAAAUGCCGACCUGGCCACCUGACCACGAUGACAGCGGAUAUGGCCAAGACGUCGUC